Messenger RNA from Lepus europaeus (European hare), 969 nucleotides. Its product is annotated as UL16-binding protein 2-like. Gene Ontology annotation, biological process: positive regulation of T cell mediated cytotoxicity; antigen processing and presentation of endogenous peptide antigen via MHC class I via ER pathway, TAP-independent; immune response. Lineage: Eukaryota; Metazoa; Chordata; Mammalia; Lagomorpha; Leporidae. The transcript has 6 exons. Gene Ontology annotation, cellular component: external side of plasma membrane. The record is from RefSeq and is a predicted model, not a curated record. Bases 123 to 905 code for a protein of 260 amino acids.
ACCGCACACCCACAGGCCCCGUCAGAAGGGAACAAGUUCCUUCCUUGCUUCUGGGUUCCGCUCCAGCUGCGGGACCGCACCUUGCGGCGCGGGCAGCGGGCAGCAGAGUCACUCACUCCGGGAUGGGGCUGCUGCCCGGGCACCGCUUCCCUUCUCUGCUGCUUCUGCUCCUGCGUCUGCUGCCAGCCGGGCUCCGGGCGCCGCCGGCAGACAGUCACUCCCUUUACUACAACAUAACUGUCAAUCCCAAGGCCGGACCUGGACAGCAACGGUGUGAUGUUCAAGGUCACGUGGAUGACAGGAGGAUUCUGCACUGUGAUUGCAGCUUCAGUAAGAUCAGCUUUUUUGACCCCCUUGGGAGGGAAGUGGAUGCCAUUGACAACUGGGCAGAGCAGACAGAAAUGCUGCGAGAUGCGGUGGACGCCCUCAACCAGCAAGUGGCCGAAAUGAAACAUUCCACGAGCAAGGAUCCCCCAAGCCUGCAGGCCAGGAUGUGCUGUCGGCGUGGAGCCAGUGGCGGCACGCAUGGGUCCUGGCAGUUCAGCUUCGAUGGACAGAUCGGCCUCCUCUUUGACCCGGAGGCCAGAAAGUGGACAGAGGUUCACCCUAGGGCCAGCUGGAUGAAGACGACCUGGGAGAAUGACAGGCAGCUGACUGAGUUCUUGAGGAAGGUGUCCAUGGGAGACUGCACAAGGUGGCUGGGGAACUUCUCGUUGCCCUGGGAGGAGAUGCUGGAGGCUUCAGCGUGGCCACCCCCAACCUCAGGAGCAGUCCCAUCCAAGGCCACAGCCACCAUGCCCAUGCCCUGGACCUUUCUCCUGCUCCUCACCAGCUCAGUCAUCUUUGUCAGGUGUCUCACUAGCCUGACCCGUGUAGUUGAUGUAAGAUGUGAUGUGGAAGCCUGAAGAGCUCGAGGCAAAUGGGAUGAAGACAUUGGGCUGCCAGAGAAGGCUGAUGCACAAGUCUCUU